This is a messenger RNA of Drosophila takahashii, 908 nucleotides long. It is a transcript of the gene TBC1d7, whose product is annotated as TBC1 domain family member 7. The record is from RefSeq and is a predicted model, not a curated record. Gene Ontology annotation, biological process: activation of GTPase activity; negative regulation of TOR signaling. Lineage: Eukaryota; Metazoa; Arthropoda; Insecta; Diptera; Drosophilidae. Gene Ontology annotation, molecular function: GTPase activator activity.
GACGACCACCGACGAGCGAAACUUCAGAUCCAGCUACUACGAGAAAUGCCUGAUCAACAGCGUCGAGGAGAAGAAGUCGCUGAACAAACUGCUCCAGGAUGACAUCCGCAACCUGAACAAGCUGAAGCAGUUCUGCAUGAACUACACGGUGCCGAAUAUUCACAGGGGUUACCUGUGGGCCCUGGUAAUGGGCAUUCUGCCGCUCCACAAGGCCUCCACAGCCUAUAUACGCGACCAGAGGCGCGAGAUGUACGAAGAUCUGCUGCGUGCCGUCGUGGUGCUCCGGUGUGCCGAGCAGAAGGAGAAGGAGCUGGUCAUGCACACAAUGUGGCUGCUGGAGUCCAAUCGCCUGUGGCACGGGAAUGCCAAUGCCAGUCUCCAGGCGGACGACAUGCACUUUAUCGAGAUUGUGCGCACCCUGCUGCAGAUAUUCAACGACGACGUGGAGACCUACUGGAUUGCCAAGGGAUUCUACAAGUACACCCGCGAACUGAAGAAGGAGUGCGUCAAGCUGAAGGAGCAGACGCAGAUUAUGCUCAAGAGGGAGGAUCAGUCACUGUUCAACCACCUGGAGGAGCUGGGCCUGUUUGAUGGCCACUCAACGCUGCUGGACAACUGGUACAUUACCUGCUUUGCUGGCGUCAUCUGCGAGACUGUCUUGGUCAAGAUCUGGGACAAAGUCUGCGGCGGCUCCCGCAAAAUAGUCGUUUUCCUGUUCGUCGAACUGGUCAAGGACAUAAAGUCCCUGAUACUCAAGCAGAAAACGCUGCCAGACGUGAAAAGACUGAUAGAAACGGUUAAGGAUCUCGAUGGCGUCAUCGUAAACAAGGCCAUCAAAUCGCUGCAGAACAACAGCAGCGAAGUCGAGUACACUCACUAAGUAAAUCUACAUCAUUUUUAUAUAUUGG